AGUUUUUUCGAGUCACUCGUAAUCAAUUGCAACGCGCAAAAGAGCGGAUAAAUUGCUGAACAAUAUUGUUGAAUAAUAUAUAAAAUGAUUGUAAUAAUAAUUUGUUAUUGAACCACCAAAACGCAAUAAACACAGUGUCAUAACUUUKAAUAAUAUUAAAAUUUAUAUUUUAUAAUAUCGUCAAUAAGUUCGUGGCUUGCCUAUUUCUUAUAUUUAGGUAUUGGAUUAUCGCCUAGUUGACGUCGUUGACGAGUACUUAAACGUCUUAUACGAAAACGGCGUAUUAACCGGUGCGCACAAUGCCAGAGCAGGACACAGUGCAUCCCGCGAGGAUUUAUUUGUCCAUAUCGAGAAUAGUAUUAAUUAUAGGCGUGUUGGUUGCAGUGAUGGUCGUAUAUGAGCUGUGAGAACGCCGUCACCGGUACAGCAGUUGUAUAUCGGACUGAAUGCCGAUAAUAAUAAUAUAAUAUAAUAUCGUCGAGUGCGACAACGUGCCGGUACGCGGACGCGAUUAGAUCUGUCGAGCGCGCGCGGUCGCCUUAUCUCGCGGCCACUAUAGUGUCUGUGAGUGUGCGUGUGUGCGCGGUGCGAUAUACCCACACUCGCGCAAAUAAACCCACACACGCGCAGGCAGUGUCUGUUCGGCGGCGCGCGUUCAACGUCWGCGUCGUGUGGUUGCACAGCAGGUUAUAGCUGUAGCGAACGGGUCGUGGUCGCGGUGGUGCCGGACCGUAUCCGAGGAAUACAAGACAACAACGACGACGAAGACAAGUGACAACUAUACGAUACAAUACAGAUAAUAUACAAUAUUUACAUAUAGACGGGUGUAGUGUCGUGAUGGUGCUCUCGAUGGCGGCGGAGACGGAGAGGCCGGCGGACGAAAACACUUCGUCCGCGGUGCUGGCGAAAAUAUUGGCCAUGACGUUCCUGGGCGUGUCGUCGUUCGUGGCCGGCAGUACACCCGUAUGCGUGUUCGAGCGGAUGGGCAUCCGGCGGCGAUCCCGGGGCGCAGCGAACACCGCGCUCAGGCUGAUACUCAACUUUGGCGGCGGCGUGCUGCUGUGCACCACGUUCUUGCACCUGUUGCCCGAGGUCCGGGAGGGCGUCGAGCGGCUGACCGAUGACGGGACGCUCGACUCGAAAUCGCCAGUGGCCGGCCUGCUCGCCGAGCUCGUCAUGUGCGCGGGCUUCUUCUUCAUGUACUCGAUCGAAGAACUGGUUCACGGGUUCGCGGGCAACGACUGUCACGCGCACCACAGCCAYGGCCACAGCGGUCACAGCCACAGCGGCCACAGCCACAGUCACAGCCACAGCGGCCACAGCACCACGAACCGCGGUGGCGGUGGCAGCGUCGACGGUGUCGUGUCGCAACAGCGUCGUUCCGACGCUGUGGUCGCGGCCGAAUACGACAAGGUGGACGCGGCGGGGCGGGUGGCCAACUACAACUCGUGCAUGUCCACGGUCGAGCUGGCGGCAGCCACCAAGAAACCUGUUCCGGCCGUCAAGAAAUCGGUGCCGGUCGAUGCGUCGUCGUCAACGUCGCCCGAGUCGGUCCUCCGCGGAUUCUUAGUCGUCGGAGCGCUCAGCAUACACGAACUGUUCGAGGGCCUAGCCGUCGGUCUGGAGAAAAAUCCAACGCAGGUUUGGUCACUUGCUGUGGCCGUUGCAUGCCAUAAGCUGGUCAUCGCAUUUUACGUCGGAUUACAGAUGCUUUCGGACAGGACGAAGCCAUUGCUAGCRCACUGUUCAAUAUUGCUUUUUGCUGUCACGUCUCCGAUAGGCAUUGGCGUAGGCACUCUGGUCAGCAGUCUUGAAGAAACAAACACUGUGGUCCUGUUAUCAGUCAUACUACAAGGAUUAGCUACCGGCACGUUGAUGUAUGUGGUAUUCUUUGAAGUUCUCAAACCGUCUGUUGGAAGUCUACAAAUUAAGCAAAGAAUAUUACGACUAAUAUUUAUUGCUAUUGGUUUUGUAUCGAUGCUUUCCAUUCAAUUACUCAUAUCAGAAUCAGAAUAAUAUUUUUUCAACUAAUUUAUUAUUUCUGGACGAAUGUAUCUAUUUGUGAUAUAGUUAUAUAUUAUGUCCAUUUGCCUACCUACUUAUACUAUGAUUACCAAUUGGACGUAUUAUACAUUAUGAAGAAUAGUAAAAUGAAGUUUGAAGUUUGAAUAGUUAAGUGAAUACACUUAACUCAGCUAAAAAAGAUGUGGUCGUGAUGAAAUGAUAAGUCUAAUAUUAUUACAUCUUACAAAAUAAAAAUAUUCUUAUCAAACGUAAUCAAUUAACCUUUUUUUAAAAGAUUACUUUACUACAGAAAGGUUGAAACUAGAAAAAAAAUAUUGAUUAAUAAAAUUGUCUAGAUUAAAAAAUUGUGUAUUUGUAUUUUAUAGAUAUUUAAAUAAUAUUGAUGAUAGAAUAAAAAGUAUAUCUUAUCAUUUGCUAUUGUGACGUAUAUAAUUACGAAUUCCGAUAAAACAGUAAAUAUUUAUUGAUUCCACUUCAUCACAUUGGUUUAAGAUAAUAUUCCAUACGAGUUUUCUUAGUGGGGCUCAAUUUUCAUUGCGUAUAAAAUUCAAAUAAAAUAUCAAAAAUACGUUAUUUCGUUGUUAACUAUUUAAUUUGUACGAGAUUUUUUAAUUGUAUUAUAAUAUUUAUUGGUUUAUUUACAUCGGUCAGYGUACCUAAGUAAUAGUUGGUCAUAAGCCCUCUUCAUGGGGAAGUUUGUUUUUUCUCUAAUAAUAACUAAGAAGGUAGUGGUGGAUUGCAAAAGUAAUUCAAUAAAUAAAAAAAAUAUCAAAGUUAAAAGUUAUUAAAAUUAAAGGAACGAACAAAUAGAGAGUAACGAAAUAUAUUAUCGAAAAUAUAUAUAAUAUGAMUUGUGACGUAUUAUUAAUAAUAAAUAAAUUUAUUUUAUUUUGUUUAUUCGUAAUCAAUAUUCAAUAAGAAGUAGUUAUACAGUCUAUACGCUAUAUUGUUAUA
Diuraphis noxia (Russian wheat aphid) is the source of this 2979-nucleotide messenger RNA. RefSeq names its product zinc transporter ZIP3-like. NCBI's taxonomy places the organism in Eukaryota, Metazoa, Arthropoda, Insecta, Hemiptera, Aphididae. Gene Ontology annotation, molecular function: zinc ion transmembrane transporter activity. The record is from RefSeq and is a predicted model, not a curated record. Gene Ontology annotation, biological process: zinc ion transmembrane transport. Gene Ontology annotation, cellular component: plasma membrane.